This is a messenger RNA of Ceratina calcarata, 1918 nucleotides long. RefSeq names its product Ras-related GTP binding C/D (gene RagC-D). The coding region runs from base 459 to 1670 and encodes 403 amino acids. Gene Ontology annotation, cellular component: Gtr1-Gtr2 GTPase complex; nucleus; lysosome. Gene Ontology annotation, molecular function: GTP binding; GTPase activity. The record is from RefSeq and is a predicted model, not a curated record. Lineage: Eukaryota; Metazoa; Arthropoda; Insecta; Hymenoptera; Apidae. Gene Ontology annotation, biological process: cellular response to starvation; positive regulation of TORC1 signaling; negative regulation of autophagy. The transcript is spliced from 7 exons.
AAAUUACAAAUCUUAUCGUAAUAUUAAUUUGUUUGCGAUGUUAUUUGUUAGGAAAAUAAAUUUACAACAUUGUGGACGCAAAAGAUUCACAGAUCUUUUAAUACAAUUCUAAGCUUGACUUUCUGUCUACCGUAAAGUAUAUCGCACGACAACUCUUUGUUUUGGAGAUUUUGAUGAUUGAAAAUGAAUAUUUAUUUUCGUGUAUCAACUUGAUCAUACUUCAGCUGUGGCCCAAUCGUUGCUCACGCUGAUACUCUAUCAACCAACUGAUUUGUAUAUGAUUUAUUACGUUCCCACGCAAUUGUGUACAAAGUUAUACACAUUUUUUAUUGAUAUUUGAUUUGCAACUGAUGCACAGUUUAUUCGAUAUAUAGUUGCGUGGCGAUAUCGUAAAGUUUUUGUGAAAACAAAGUCUACUUAGACAAACAUUUGAUAAAUAAAGUGUAGAAAGUACGAAUAUGGAUGAUGAUGAUCAGUAUCAAACUGGGUACGAUGUAGGGUCAUUUCCUAAAGAUUUCGGAUACGCUCCGUUCGAUGGAGAAACAGAGGGAUCCAUGGAUCCCUUGGCAGGGGAACAAAAGCCUAGAAUUCUUUUAAUGGGCCUGAGAAGGAGUGGAAAAUCGUCGAUACAGAAAGUUGUUUUUCAUAAGAUGUCACCCAACGAAACGUUAUUUCUCGAAAGCACAAACAAAAUUAUUAAAGACGAUAUAAGCAAUUCCAGUUUUGUUCAGUUUCAAAUUUGGGACUUUCCUGGACAAAUCGACUUCUUCGAUCCGACUUUCGACAGUGACAUGAUAUUCGGUGGUUGUGGGGCAUUAGUUUUUGUCAUUGAUGCUCAAGAUGAUUACAUGGAGGCUCUCAACAAACUCCACUUAACAGUGACGAAAGCAUACAAAGUGAAUCAAGCUAUAAAGUUCGAAGUGUUCAUACAUAAAGUCGAUGGUUUAUCCGAUGAUUGCAAAAUGGAAACGCAAAGGGAUAUACAUACUAGAGCGAACGACGAUCUCUCGGAUUCUGGAUGUGAUCAGAUACAUCUAAGUUUCCAUUUAACGUCUAUAUACGACCACAGUAUAUUUGAAGCAUUUAGUAAAGUUGUACAAAAACUGAUACCACAGUUACCGACAUUAGAAAAUUUACUUAAUAUACUCAUAUCAAAUUCUGCGAUUGAGAAAGCAUUUUUAUUUGACGUAGUGUCUAAAAUUUACAUCGCAACGGAUAGCUCUCCUGUAGACAUGCAGAGCUACGAACUCUGUUGCGACAUGAUCGACGUCGUUAUCGAUGUAUCUUGCAUAUACGGUCUGAGAGAGGAUCUAGAGGCUGCAGCGUUUGAUAGUCAAAGUUCUAGCUUAAUUAAAUUAAAUAACGGGACGAUUUUAUAUUUGCGAGAGGUGAACAAAUUCUUGGCCUUAGUCUGUAUCUUGCGCGAAGACAAUUUCGACAGGCAAGGCGUGAUCGAUUAUAACUUUCUCUGCUUUCGCGAAGCUAUACAACAGGUGUUUGAACUGCGUAAUAAAGCUUUAAGUUCGACAAGUGUUAACAAUCAUUCGACGCCUCCCGUUAAUCUGAACGAAACCGCAAACGCGUCUACGGUAACGCAAAGUGGAACGAUGGGACAAAACGGGACCGUUGUACUCGCACAGAGUUUCGCGCAAAAUCGAAUUUUCCUCUAAAACAUUUUGGUACGGAGACAAUUUUCCACGGGUAAUCUUCUCACAUUUAUUUUAAACGCGGAUGAUGAUAUUAUCGUAAACAUGUUAAUCUUAAUUUAAUUUCAUAAAUAUUUACUUAAUGCAAGAUUUAACUAUUUUAUUACUUCCUAAUUCUCUUUUUUCUAAUAGAACUACGUUUAAACAGAUCAUAUAAAUGUAUAUAUAUGUAUAUUCUUAUGUAUCAAAAUAAAUUAUUACCGUCUACUGGA